Messenger RNA from Morone saxatilis (striped sea-bass), 1508 nucleotides. RefSeq names its product chromosome unknown C9orf64 homolog (gene qng1). The coding region runs from base 87 to 1106 and encodes 339 amino acids. NCBI's taxonomy places the organism in Eukaryota, Metazoa, Chordata, Actinopteri, Moronidae. The transcript is spliced from 7 exons. The record is from RefSeq and is a predicted model, not a curated record.
UUGGUCAACAGCUGGAACAACAGGUAGCGGAAACACGACGUGGCCCGAGCUUGCAGGAUACUGUCCCUGUAUUCAUUGCGUCCGCCAUGGAGCCGCCUCUGUUUCCCCAUGAGUCUGGGCAGUUCAUAGCAGAGCGGAGUCGGGAUGUGUUUGUGGAGGAGGAGGGAGUGCAGAAGGUAGCAGAGAUGCUCUACAGCCUCCGACACAGUGACGAUCUGACCGCCAGCGGCUGGAAGAAGGCAAAUCCGUUGGCUCCAGCGCCUACCUCUGACCAGGCCUUGAACUGGGUGUUUGUGGUCGACACCAUGAAUUUCUCCUUUUGGCCAGAGGAAGAAACGCAACAGUGUGAGGUGACCUAUAAAGGGACCACGUACACAGGCUACAUGACCCUGUAUGCUGCCAUCACCAGGGCCAUGGAGGAAGGUAUACCCAUCACUGAUCCAAAGUACUUCUCUCAGAUGAGCGUGGAGGAGUUGGCACACGUCCUUCGGUCAGACAAUAAAACACCCAUGCCCAUGCUUCAGGAGCGCCACCAGGUGCUGACUGAAGGCGGCCGCGUGCUGCUGGAACACGGUGGAAGCUUCCGGAGUUUUAUCAGCCGAGCCGGGAACGACGCCCGGAAGAUGGUGGAACUGAUCGUAGAGAAGAUCCCAUCCUAUAGGGACGAAGCUACAUAUGAGGGGAAGAGAAUCUCGUUCUACAAGCGAGCCCAGAUCCUGGUGGCAGAUUUCUGGGGCAUCAUGGAGGCCAGAGGAGAGGAAGACACCAUUGACAUUGACUGGCUCACCAUGUUCGCAGACUACAGGGUCCCUCAGGUUCUCGUAUACUUUGGAGCACUACGAUACUCUGACGCACUGAUGCAGGCCCUGAAGAACGGCGAGCUGCUGAGUUCAGGGGACAGACGAGAGGUCGAAAUCCGAGGUUGUUCAAUUUGGUCUGUGGAGCUGAUCAAAGACCGUCUUUGCAAGCUGGUGCAGGAGAAAGAUGGACAGACCUGCAACAUAAACUCCGCAAUCAUCGACUUCUACCUGUGGCCUUACGCCAAGCAGCACCACAAAGAGAUGGCCCACAUUCCCAUACACCACACCCGCUGUGUUUACUACUGACAAGUUAGCUGGCAGAGUUACUUACAGUAGGCUGCACUUCUCAAUGUGCAGCCUUGGCAUGGGUACCUUUCCCUGGGAUAAAGCCAAGCGUGUCUCUGUGCCAGAUAUAUGUACAAAUGGGCUUCUCACUCGCUGCAAUGGAAGCAAGUGUCAAGCUUAAAUGUAGCUUGUUGGUGUAUGUGGGAAGUAGCACUGUUGGCCAUUUGCAGGCAAUUAAAAUGUUUACUGUUCAUGUGGAACAUUUUCCAAGAAACUUCUCACUGUAAUGGAGAGCAGCUGAUCAUAUACUGUAUGUAAAUGUACAAUGAUGAACACAUCUGUGUCUCUGCAGAGAUUUUAACUUGUAAAGGGACACUGAUCAAACUGUGAAAAUAAAACAUUUUGAUUAGAGAGUAUAUGUUA